CGCCGUGCAGUGCAUCAGUCGCGGGAAAGAAGGAGGGAAGAGCAGAAGGGGAAAAGAGGGAGAGAAAGACAGACGAGCAGCAGGCGCGGAACAGGGAGAGGACACCGUGGAAAAGGACACAAAUUAAAAAAUAAAUAAAUAAAUAAAAAACAGCCCGGCGCGUUAAACGUGAUGCCAUGCGGCCAUUGAGACUCGGGGACGGAGCUUCGUCAUAAAGCCGAGCGCGCGAGGAGAAACCGGGCAACACUGCUGGUGCAAAGGGACAUUUUACGCAUCAUCAUCAUCAUCAUCAUCAUCCCCAUCAUCAUCAUCAUCAUCAUCAGAAGCAGCUGCAACAUCAUCACCAAAAUAUGUCCUCAAGGUCUGUGUGAAAAGAAAUAUUCGGAUUACUUUCAUGCACUUCUCUGAACGCUGAACUACUGAUCAUCCAAGAAACCAGAGAGAGAGAGAGAGAGAGAGAGAGAGAGAGAGAGAGAGAGAGAGAGACGGACAGGAGCUUCAGAUCAGAUCGGAUCGGAUCAGAUCGGAUAUUUUGGGGGAGAUUUACCUCUUUAAGAUGCACUUUCUUGGAAUAUCAGUGUGGUUUGCAUUUUCGGCGCUGCUCUACGCGAACCUCGCUUUCCAAUCAAGCCACGAGUACUAUGAUUAUGAGCAGGAGGAAGGAGAUGAUGGCAUGGAGCCGUCAGAGCCGGAUCUGGAGGAACAGUUGCGUUCUGCGGGCAGUGUGGAUGAGCUGAUGAGGCUACUCUACCCCAGUUACUGGAACAUGUUAAAGUGCCACUCGAAACGCGCCAUCAAUCCUCGUUCCUCUCACAGAGACCCAGACACGCGCUCAGAGGAGCUCUCCUUCGCCGCCGCCUACUUCAACCUCGAUAUAUUUAAAAGUAUUGAGGCGGAAUGGAGAAAGACCCUGUGCAUGCCACGCGAGGUGUGUUUAGAUGUGGGGAAAGAGUUUGGGGCGGCGACAAACACCUUCUUUAAACCCCCGUGCGUGUCUGUCUACAGAUGUGGAGGCUGCUGCAACAGCGAGGAGCUCCAGUGCAUGAACAUCAGCACCUCCUUCAUCAGCAAAACGCUAUUUGAGAUCACAGUCCCUGUGAAGCAGCCGCCCAAGCCAGUCACCAUCAGCUUCGCCAAUCACACCUCAUGCAGCUGUUUGUCCAAGCUGGAUGUGUACAGACAGAAACAUUCCAUCAUCCGGCGAGCGCUGCCAGAAUGUCAUGUGGCGAAUAAAACAUGCCCGAAGAACCAGAGCUGGAGCAAUGGCUUAUGCAGAUGUGUGUCUCUGCAUGACACACUCUUUCCCCAGCAGCACUCGGACCCUUUCGAGCAGGAUUUCUGCGGCCCCAACAAAGAGCUGGACGAGGAGACGUGUCGAUGUGUGUGUCGAAAGGACCUGAGGACGGCAGGCUGCGGGCCGAAACGUCACCUGGACAAGAACACGUGUCAGUGUGUGUGUAAAACUCAGCCGAGGUCCUGCGGCCCUCAUCACACCUUCAACAAGGACACGUGCCAGUGCAGCUGCAACAAAGUGUGUCCCAGCACACACCCACUCAACCGCACCAAGUGUGCGUGCGAGUGUAACGAGUCUCACAACAAGUGCUUCCUCAGGGGGAGGAGGUUCCAGCCGGCCACGUGCAGCUGCUACAGGCUGCCGUGUCCUGGGGACCCGAGGAAGCGAGAAUGCGAGGAGGGAUUUUACUUCAGCGAGGAAGUGUGUCACUGCAUCCCCAAUUACUGGAGGAGACUGGAUUAGCCGAUGCAAAGCUAGCAGCUAACGGAGCUAAAAGAAGCGCAGAGAUGCUAACAUAAGCAGCCUUCCUGGUGUCUGCUGCUAAUCGGACUCCCUUUCGCUAGCAUGGACUAGCAAAUCAGCAAAUGGGGACUCGCUAAAAAAAAAAAAAAAAAAAGACAUUCAAUUGUAGCCCCAAAUAUCAGACACAGGGGAGCGAGCUUACUUUGAACUUUAAAGAGGCUGGAGCUGUUUUAUUUUCUACAUCUUUUGAUUUUUUACUCAUUAUUUGUCAGAUAUUGAUUAUAUAAUUUAUUGCCACUAAAAAGAUUUUUUUUUUUUUUUCAGUUUUUGUGCAUAGCGAUUUUGAAUCUUCACAAAGGAAAUACACUGUGAUCAAUAUUUUUGUAUCAUGUGAAGUCCAGUAAAAAAAAUAAAUAAAAUAUAAAGUUGUAUUAUAUAUUGUUAACUUAUUUAUAAGCUAGUCUAUUAUACAGAAAUAGUACAGAUAAUGCAGAACCAUUUCAAUGUAUUCAGUUAUGAUCUAGCACUAGAACUUCUGUAUACUGUAUGAGUUUUAUCUCCAGCGACAACUCAGAUUUCUUACAAGCACGAGCAAAUGUAAGAUGGAAAAUUUUACAGAAGACCCAAUCGGAGCAUCGUCCAGCAAAAAUCUGCACCGUGUCACAAAUAAACAUUUUAUAUUUUGUGCCUAUAAAAAUUGUACCAGUGCAUCAUUCCUUUAAAAAUCAGCGCAAAGAGACAUUCAACCGAAGAGGCCUGCACACACACACACACACAGAGACACAGUGCCAUUGAGAAAUGGCCCAUUUACGUGUUGUGUACUGAUGAUGCAAAUGAGUAACCAUUUGCUGAAAUUCCAUUUUCAUUAUCGUGAUAAUUGCCGAAGGUUUUAACACAGUUUACAGUACUGUAUCUGAGGGACACACUCACAGAGUGACAGGUGAUUGCUGAUUUUCUACAUCCGUAUGCGACAUAGAGCCACAAUUUCAGCAACAGUGGAAAGGGACAUAUGAAAUGUGAUUUUUCUUAUGAAUAAAUAAAGAGUUACUGAAUGCUUACAAAGAAAAAUAAAGAGUUAUGUAACUCUUAUGACGCAAUAAAGAGUUACGAAAUGCUUACGAAGAAAUAAAGAAUUACGGAACUCUUAUGACGCAAUGAAGAGUUAUGAAAUGCUG
This is a messenger RNA of Pangasianodon hypophthalmus (striped catfish), 2931 nucleotides long. It is a transcript of the gene vegfc, whose product is annotated as vascular endothelial growth factor c. Gene Ontology annotation, molecular function: vascular endothelial growth factor receptor 3 binding; growth factor activity; chemoattractant activity. The transcript has 7 exons. Gene Ontology annotation, biological process: vascular endothelial growth factor signaling pathway; sprouting angiogenesis; induction of positive chemotaxis. Bases 557 to 1756 code for a protein of 399 amino acids. NCBI's taxonomy places the organism in Eukaryota, Metazoa, Chordata, Actinopteri, Siluriformes, Pangasiidae. Gene Ontology annotation, cellular component: membrane. The record is from RefSeq and is a predicted model, not a curated record.